CUUCGUUUCAAAAUGCUCUUCUUCGGUGUCAUGAUGCAUCGUACAAUGGAUGCUACGGCCAUCAGUACCAAUGUUCCUCCUCCUGUCUCUGACGUUGAUGCCGGCCUGCACCGGCCACGCUCGCACCUUCACGCGCUGUCAGCUGUACCAGGAGCUCAUGAGGUACAACUUUCCGAGGAGUCUUAUACCCCAUUGGGUGUGCCUGAUCGAGCAUGGCAGCGGUAGAACGACCGAGAAGGUGACUAGCCAUAACAACUCAUAUACAAGUUACGGACUUUUUCAGAUAAACAACAAAGAAUGGUGCAAGAAAGGUAGAAAAGGCGGCCAAUGCAGCAUGAAGUGUGAAGACCUCCUGAAUAUGGACCUGGCAGACGACGUGCGCUGCGCAAAGCGGAUGUUCGACAGGAUGGGUUUCAAGGCCUGGCCGCUAGCCUACUCCUACUGCCAGGAGAAAAGCCUGCCUGAUCUCUCUAGAUGUUAAGACUCGAUAAUUUUAUAAGGCCUUUCGAAAAGGAUAGGGACAGACAAAAAUACAUAUUAUACAGAGUUGAUGUUUACAUUAGUUUUUUUUCACCAA
Molecule: messenger RNA, 577 nt
Organism: Amyelois transitella
Lineage: Eukaryota; Metazoa; Arthropoda; Insecta; Lepidoptera; Pyralidae
Gene: Llp1
Product: lysozyme
Exons: 5
Coding region: 50-481 (143 amino acids)
Source: RefSeq, a predicted model, not a curated record